AUGAUUUCCAAGAUCACUGCACCUUCGUAUGGAAAGUUGUCUCUGUUCCCUCUCUCUUCCGAGGAGCCUUCUCACCGUUUCGAAGUCCACAACCCAGCUACUGGCGAAGUAAUCACUACCGUCCAGGGCGGCGGUGUUGAUGAAGUCGAAAAGGCCGUCAGCAUUGCACAGAAUGCUUUCAAUGAAUGGCGAUGGGUUUCACCUCGGGAGAGGUCUCAACUACUAUUCGCUGCUGCCGAUCGAUUAGAAAGUCACUCAGAAGAGCUUGCGCAAUUAUUGUCGCUAGAGAACGGCAAACCAGUAUCUCAAGCUCGUGAAGGAGAUGUGCCUUUCGUUGUGUCAGUAUUCCGAUACUUCGCAUCCCUAGCCGAUAAGCUUCCGCACGAACUAUACGACAAUGGAGGUAUCUACUCGCAAGUUAUCCACGAGCCAUAUGGAGUUGUUGUCGGCAUACUACCUUUCAACUGGCCACCGAUUCACGUCGGAGGUAAAUCGGCGCCAGCAUUGGCUGCUGGAAACACCGUCAUCAUAAAACCUGGGGAACAAGCGCCUUUGACCGUCUUGCGUAUUGUCGAGAUAUUACAAGGCGUGUUUCCGACCGGAGUGAUACAGGCGAUCCCGGCGGCAGGAAUCAAUGUUCCCCAAGCUCUGGUCGCUCAUCCUGAUGUAAAGAAGGUUUCAUUUACUGGUUCCACGCGUGGAGGGGCGGCUGUCGCGAAAAUAGCUGCAGACACGAUUACACCUUUAUCUCUCGAGCUCGGAGGCAAAAAUGCUUUGAUAGUCUUUGAUGAUGCUGAUGUCGACCUCGCUGUUGGCUGCACUAUUGAUGGGGCAUUCUUCAAUCAGGGUGAAGCUUGUACAGCAUCAUCGAGAUUACUGGUACAAGCAGGCGUCCACGAUGAGUUUGUCCAAAAGCUAUCAGCUGCAGUUAGUUGUCUCAAGGUUGGCCAUGGAAGCGAUGAAGAUACGCAUGUUGGCCCAUUGAUCACCCAAGCCCAUAAAGAGAAGGUCGAAGAUUAUAUCAAAAUUGGCCUUGAAGAAGGAGCGACAGUCAUAGCACAGGCUCCGAAACCAACAGAUCCAGCACUAAGUGGUGGCUUUUAUGUUCAGCCAACUCUAUUCAGCAACGUCACAAAGGAUAUGAGGAUAGCAAAGGAGGAGAUCUUUGGACCCGUUGCGACCAUCACUCGAUUUGAUACUUAUGAUGAGGCGAUUUCAAUCACAAACAGCUCAGAGUAUGGGCUCACGUGCGCCAUAUUCUCUCGUGACCAGACAACAGCAAUGAAAGCGGCUAGACAGAUUGAUGUUGGAAUGGCGUUCAUCAACAACUUCAGUCGGCUGGCACUUGGCACUCCAUUCGGCGGAGUAAAACAAAGUGGAUAUGGCAGAGAACACUGCAUCCAAACGCUAAGAGAAUACAGCCGACCCAAGAAUAUGUUUGUGCCAUCGGGAGUAGGGCCUAUUCCCGGUUGGAGGAAGGUGCCUGAACUUUUGAAGAAAGCAAUCUGA
Exophiala bonariae is the source of this 1509-nucleotide messenger RNA. RefSeq lists its product as uncharacterized. The coding region runs from base 1 to 1509 and encodes 502 amino acids. The record is from RefSeq and is a predicted model, not a curated record. The transcript has a single exon. Lineage: Eukaryota; Fungi; Ascomycota; Eurotiomycetes; Chaetothyriales; Herpotrichiellaceae. Gene Ontology annotation, molecular function: oxidoreductase activity, acting on the aldehyde or oxo group of donors, NAD or NADP as acceptor.